Molecule: messenger RNA, 270 nt
Organism: Nannizzia gypsea CBS 118893
Lineage: Eukaryota; Fungi; Ascomycota; Eurotiomycetes; Onygenales; Arthrodermataceae
Exons: 2
Coding region: 1-270 (89 amino acids)
Source: RefSeq, a predicted model, not a curated record
AUGGGAUGGGGGAAACGGAAGUUGGCAGAGAGCCAGACGCCAGAGUCGACGUGCGAGGAGGCCGUGAGAUAUAUCAAAAGCGAUGGCCGGGAGCGGGAGAGGGAGCAGAGCCGUCGGACGGAGCAGCCUGGAGCCUCUGCAGGCAGACGCAAGGGUGAGGGCGAAGGGCGAAGAAGUAGGAAGGGCGAGAGGAGGACGGAGAUGGAGGUUGUCGAGCAGCAGCGGCAGCAGCAGCGAGCUUCCGCUCAACCAGCCAACCAACUAACUUAA